Labeo rohita (rohu) is the source of this 2665-nucleotide messenger RNA. It is a transcript of the gene tpd52, whose product is annotated as tumor protein D52. The record is from RefSeq and is a predicted model, not a curated record. Gene Ontology annotation, biological process: B cell differentiation. NCBI's taxonomy places the organism in Eukaryota, Metazoa, Chordata, Actinopteri, Cypriniformes, Cyprinidae. The transcript is spliced from 8 exons. The coding region runs from base 188 to 928 and encodes 246 amino acids. Gene Ontology annotation, cellular component: cytoplasm.
UAACGUGCUGCCGUCGUUGUCUCAGACAGGACAUCAUGUGAUCCCUGCUGGCACUGCAGAAUCUGCAACACACACUUAAGAGUUGUAACCGUAGCUAGAAGAUAGAACAAUCGGCGCUGUGAUAUCCUAACUGGCUCGGUCACAUGUGAUCACUUAGUGUCCGGGGAGCUUCCUGAUCUUGGGCAGCAUGGAGGAACCUGUAGAGGAGUACAAGUCUCCGUUUAACUUUGAGCAAGGAGUGAACACCAGCUACCUCUACCUGUCACCUGAAGAGAGUUUUACUCCCCCUGGUUCACCGGUACUGGCGCUCAGAGGGCCCAAGAGUCCAGACUUCAUCCCAGAAGUAGGCGAAGAUGCAGUGAAUGCAGUGCCCUCUUCACCCAGCAUGGCCCUAACUGAGGAAGAGCAAACAGAGUUGCAGAGUGAACUAGCAAAGGUGGAAGAUGAGAUCCAGACUCUUUCUCAGGUGCUGGUGGCCAAGGAGAAGCAGGUGGCGGAGAUCAAGCGGAAAUUGGGCAUCACUCCACUCAACGAGUUCAAACAGAACCUGAGCAAAGGCUGGCAUGAAGUCACCACCUCCACCGCGUAUAAGAAGACCUCAGAGACACUGUCCCAAGUGGGUCAGAAGGCGACGACGGCGUUCUCCAGCGUGGGCUCCGCCAUAACCAGAAAGCUAGAGGACGUGAGAUUACAGUCAUUUUCCAAUUCUUUUGGUAUACGCUCCAUACAGCAUUCGGCUAGCAUGCCGGUGAUGAGGAACACACCCACCUUCAAGUCAUUUGAGGAGAAAGUGGAAACCUUAAAGACCAAGAUGAGCCCGACGCCAUCGACAGGCGAUGGUGAAGAGGUUUCAGAAUCCACGCCUGAUGGAAAGCCAGUGGCUGAACAGCCAGAGGAAACGUGUCCACCAGAUCAAAAACCGCACUGAGGAUCCACCCUCACCCUUUCAUUAUACCUCCCGUCCCCCUUCUUCCACUCCACAGCGGUACUUCUACAUAGUCACAGUGAGCUUUAUUUUGUGGCCGCUUUUGUCCACUGGAGUCUGGGUCAUCUCCAGACAGGACGUGGUAGUCCUACACUGGACCAGAAUGUGAGAUGUUCGCUCAGAGCAUGACGUUACUCAUUCCACUGCAUCAUUGACCUCUGACCCCUAACUUUAGGUUUGUGUUAUUUUAGCCUACAUGAGAGGCUCAGGCUGUAUUUUAGAAGUCCCUAAACAUCUCUUUUCACACUUUCACAGAAGUCAUUAUAUAAAGUUGAAAUUGACUUCUUGUUUGUGUACAUUCUUUGUAACACAUCCUGCUACUUAAAAUUGCCAGCCAAAUUAACUAAAUGUAUAUAGUUCUGUUUAUAAAACAAAUGCCAAAAACUCAGAACAUGAGUUCUGUCUCUAAGUGUGUACUUGAAACUAAAAGAGUUUUGCAUAGAAAGUAUAUUGAGUGUAUUAUUAGCAUUAAUACCAAAUAUGAUCAAACAGUAGUGUUACACUAUUACUCUUUUUCGAUAUUUUGGAUUCUUUGCUUUAGAGAGUUUGUGUCAUAAAACGAGCAGACUUGAACGUACAUGCUUUAUAUUUCUUUUCAUUUUUGUAGCGUUAGUGUAGUCGCACCACUGAGAUCCCAGUGCCUUCUGUUGCUAAAACUGGAGAGGUUUAGUUUCACUUAAAGAGUGAUGGCUUUGACCACUGCUGUAUUUUGAUUUUUUUUUUUUUCCAGAGGACAGGACAUACUAUGAGAGGGACAGACUAUAUAACGCUUCUUCCCUGUUGUUUUAAACUGUCUAACACAGCUGAAAAGCAGUGUUAAUGUUAAACAGUUCGCUUUAGAUCCAGUGUAAUAUUUAAAAGAACUAAUUCCUAUUGUUUGUGUAGUUCAUAGCGCUUACACUGUAGUACCUGCUGUUGUGGCAUCUUCAAAACCUUAAACUGCAAAAUAAAAUAAAAGUAUAUUUUUAUUGAUAUUGUUAGUUUCUUAAUUGUAAAAUGUAACAGUUAUGAUUUGGUAGUGGUUGCUAAAAGCUGUGGAGCAUAGGGGCUUCUGCUUGUGCAUAUUUAGAUGGUACUUAACAGCAAAUGUGUUCUCGUAUGGUUAUAUUUCAUUAUUGGCUCAUAAAUCGAGUGUACUUUUCCAUUCUUGCGUUUUGCUUUGACAGACAGAGAAAAGCAAAUGUUUUCUGCUUGCUCUGCAAGAAAUGUUCAUAUAGAAUAGGAAUAGAGACGUUUACAGAGGUUUAAGUUCAACAUGCUUGAUCUAUCACUCUAGAUCUAGUGUUGACGUGAUCUAAAAUAAUACUAAUAUGGAAAAUAUUGAAUAUUGUUAAAGAGAUAUUGGUUUAAAACAAAUGUUUUAUGUGUGUUUUGUGUUGUUGACAUACUCAUCGGAGGGUGGAAAUCUCCAGUGGGACCAAAAAUGUUUCAACUUAUCCCCCUUCUGCCUCAUUGAUGUCAUGCUGUAGCUCAGGUGUUGUUUGUUUCCUUUUUCCUCGCGUCAUCUUUUGAAUAUCAAUGUUGCUUUGUAUUGAAUGUCUCUAACGGGCUUUUGACCUCAACUAGUAGUUGAAUCUGCUGUUCAUGUAUAAUUAGCAUCCUGAAAGUCUAGACCUACUUUGAGCACAAAAAUACAAAUAUUCCUUCCUUGUCCGAUGCCUAAUAAAGCACAUUACACAC